GGAUGACUCUGACCUGGAUUCAUCGAGCGACGAAGAGCCUGAAAAUGCUGUUUUAGCCCGGACAACACCGCCAGCUGACAGUGAGGAUGAAGAGGUCUCAGGAGCUCCAAGCGCGGGCAGUAUGGACAAUGCGCUUGAAGAAAUCCCCAAGCCUUCGAAGGAUUCUCCCACAUGGAAGGCUGUCCAAGGCUCCUCGAGUAAUGCCAUGCCUGAGUGGAAAGACGUACCACCCUACCCAUCCCCGGUGGAGUCUCCCAUCACCUAUUUCAGAAACUUCUUUGACGUGACAUUCCUGUCUCGCAUCUGUGAGCAGUCCUCCCUGUAUAGCGCUCAGAGGAAUCCCAACAAAGUUACUUCAAUGACAGUCAAUGAUUUAAAGCAGUUCAUCGGUACAGUGCUCACUAUGUCGCUUAUGAAGCUGCCUCAAACACGCAUGUACUGGUCGCAGAGGUUCCGAGUCAGUCAAGUCGCCGACACCAUGACGAGAGACAGGUGGGAAGAAAUCAAGCAGUCACUGCAUUUUAGUGACAACCAGGAAGCACCAGACCAGAAUGACCCCGAACGUGACAGGCUUUACAAAGUGCGGCCCCUGUUGGACCACCUGGUCGCCAAAUGCCACGAGAUACCAAAAUCUCAAAAGCUAUGCGUUGAUGAGCAGCUGGUGCCGUUCAAAGGCCGCAGCUCAUUGAAGCAGUAUUUGCCCAAUAAGCCCAAAAAAUGGGGUUAUAAGCUUUUCCUUCUCUGCGAUGAACGCGCCAUAAUGUACAACUUUGAAGUUUACACAGGCAAAAUUCUUCCUCAGCAAGGUUUUCCCGACAUCGGCGCAAGUGGCAACAUCGUCCUGCGAAUGGCGAGUAUCGUGCCCCGCGGUCUAGACUACAUCUUGUAUUUUGACAACUGGUUUUGCGGCGUGGACUUACAAGUAGUCCUCAAGAAGAUUGGAAUCAGUUCCGUAGGGACAGUACGCGAGGCUCGCCUAAAAGGAUGCAAACUUCCAUCCGACAAAGAUCUGAAGAAGAAAGGGCGUGGCUCUUACGUGGUAAUGGCGACCACAUUUGAAGGGGUGAGCCUGAGGGCUGUCAAGUGGUUUGACAACCGCCCCGUGACUUUACUGUCCACGUUUGCUUCAGCAUCACCCGAGCAGGCCGUGAAGCGCUUCGACAAGAAGACCCGAACGACUGUGAGCAUACCCCGUCCUGCUAUUGUCGGCAUCUACAAUGAAUACAUGGGAGGUGUUGAUCUUUUGGACAUGCUUGUGGCACUCUACCGCAUCCACGUAAGGUCAAAAAAGUGGUACAGGAGGCUCUUUUUUCAUUUAUUGGAUGUAGUAGUUGUCAACUGCUGGCUCCUCUACCGCCGAGAUGCCACCGCAGCUAACGUGCCUUGCAAGCACCAAAUGACCCUGCUAACAUUCAAAGCAGACAUUGCCUGCGCACUGAGGCAACAGGGAAAGGUAUCAACCCCUUCGAGGAAGCGACCAUUGGGCCCAUCAAAAGUCGAGAAUGAAUUGCAGGCGAAGAAGCGGCCCGGGCCAUCAGCUCCUGUUCCAUGCAAGGAGAUAAGGCUCGACACUAUCGACCAUCUCCCGAUGUUUUUUGCAAAAAAAGGCCGUUGUAAAUACCCAAACUGCACAGGAAUCACGCGAGUCAUGUGCAGGAAGUACAACGUACACCUUUGUUUCACUCCAGGGAAGGAGUGCAUGCACAAAUUCCACACUAACCCGUAA
Messenger RNA from Rhipicephalus microplus (southern cattle tick), 1726 nucleotides. RefSeq names its product piggyBac transposable element-derived protein 3-like. The record is from RefSeq and is a predicted model, not a curated record. Lineage: Eukaryota; Metazoa; Arthropoda; Arachnida; Ixodida; Ixodidae.